AUGGGAUCUCUUAAGUUAACAAGAUCUAUCUCAUUUGAUAGUACCUCAAAUUUUAAAAUUAGUGAAGAAGACCUUUCAAUGAAACAACGUGUUAUCGAAACUUCAUAUAGUGAUGUAUCAUCACUUGAAUUUAAUAAUGAUUCAGAUGAUUCAGAUGAUAGAUCAGAUUCAAAUGAAACAGAAAAUAACAAUGAUAAUGCUGAUAAUAAUAAUUCAAAGGAUUCAAACAAAGAGAAAUUCAAUGAACUUGAUGAUGAUAAAAAGAAAGCUUUAUCAAUUUCAUCAUCUACCGAUAAUUUAGAAAAUCAUUCAAUUCCAGAAAAUGGACGUGGACUACCAUCAUCCUGUAUCUUUGUUGCUAGUUUAACUGCAAGUUUAUCCGAUGAUAAAUUAUGUUUAUCAGUUAAGAAUAAAUUUAAGGAAUUUGGAGAAUUAAAUGGUGUCAAGGUAUUACGUGAUCAAGAAAAUAGACCAUAUGCAUUUGUACAAUAUAAUAAUGACCAUGAUGCAGCAAAGGCCUUAGAAAGUGCCCAUGGUACUAUUUUAGAUGGUAGGGUGAUUCGUUGUGAACCAGCGAGAGUUAAUCGUACUUUAUUUAUUACCAAUGCCAAUCCUGUUUCUUAUAUCGAUAUUAAACAACUUUGUGGCUCUUUUGGGAAAUUAGAACAAUUAGUUCCAAAUAAAGAUAAAAACCAAUUUUCCCAAAGAUAUUCUUAUCCUGUUACUAUUUCAAAUUCAUGGUUUAUUAGAUUUGUAUACAGAGAUGAUGCCAUAAGAGCGUUUGCAAAUUUGAAAAUGGAUGCUCAUUGGACUGUUCAAUGGGCACAAAAUGUUAAUGUACCAAGAAGAUUUAAUAUGUUAUUCAAAUCAGAAGACAAUAGUGAUCAAGAAAUAUCUGAUGGGAAUGGUAAUAAUAAUAAUAGAUUAUUCUCAAAGAAAGAUGAAAUCUAUGAUUCAUACUCUAAUUCAAUUGAUAACCAGAAUAGCAAUAUAACCAUUGACAAGAAAUCAAUAUUUGUUGGUCAACUUCCAAAAGAAACUACAAGUGAAAAUAUUAAAGAACAUUUCGCAAAGUAUGGUACCAUUGUGGAUGUUAAUUUAAUUCAUAAACCAACAAAUGUAUUUACUUUCAUUCAAUUCGAGACAGAAAAAGCUGCUGCUGCUGCUUUGGAGAAGGAGAAUCACUCAACUUUCUUGGACAAGACAAUUCAUGUCCAAUAUAAAGAACUUGGUGGUUACCAUGGUAAACGUGUAUUCAGAAGAAAUAGUAAUUAUAUUGGGAAUAAUCACAGAUCCAAUUAUUUUAGUGGCCCUCAAUUAAAUCUAGCCCCACCACCAAUUAGCAUGUAUAGAAGACAUUCUAGUGACAUCAACCCCGUUAUGAGUUACGGAAAUCCAAAUAUGGUUGCAGGAAACACAUCUCCAAAUGGUUCAUUACCAUACUUACAUUGUAUGCCACCAAAUAUACCUCAUAAUGGUGUUCCAAAUUUUGACGGAAAUAUUUAUCCUUAUAUUAAUGGAUCCUUACCUCAUAAUUAUAGAAGAGGUUCAAUGCCUGAUAAUUGGAUUGCACCAAGAAGAGAAUCAUUAAAUAAUGAACAUAGUACGAAUACUAUUAGAAGUAUGAGAUCCGAAAUAAAGAAACAAGAACCUGAUAAUACAGUACGGACUGCUGAUACUAUGACCGAAAUUGCAUCCGAUGUUUCAGACUCAUUGGAUAAAGGAGAAGGUACACAUGCUGCUGUUAAUUCAACCACAACAUAUAACAAUUCUUCUGCUGGUAGUAUGGUAAAUGAUUACAAGAAUCGCAUUGAAAGGAUGGGAUUGACCAAGAGUAGAAAUGGAAGUAAUGACAGUAUUGAAUACAAUGAUCCAGUUAAUCCGUAUAUGUUCCAGCACUAUUACUAUCCUCCGUUACCAUAUCAUAUGAGUGGAAACCAAAAUUCACAAGGUGCAAUACAGACUCCACCAUAUAUGAUGUAUUAUCCACUACCUCCACAAGGGAUGCCAAUGUCUGACGGUCCAUUAGUUCCAAUGAAUUUUCAAAUGAACAUGAAGGCUAAUACCUCUGGAACAGCUUCUCCUAAUGGAUUUACUCCAUACAUUCCACCCCAACCACCAAGGGAAAAAGAGUAUUUAGACUAUUAA
Molecule: messenger RNA, 2148 nt
Organism: Maudiozyma saulgeensis
Lineage: Eukaryota; Fungi; Ascomycota; Saccharomycetes; Saccharomycetales; Saccharomycetaceae
Source: the annotation of a GenBank genome assembly